AUGAGCGAGUUAAAGGAUUGCCCGCUGCAGUUCCAUGAGUUCAAGUCUGUGGAUCACGUGAAGCUUUGCCCCAGGUACACGGCGGUGCUGUCCCGGUCAGAGGACGAUGGCAUCGGUAUUGAGGAGCUGGACACCCUUCAGCUGGAACUGGAAACACUCCUGUCCUCGGCCAGUCGGAGACUACGUGUGCUGGAGGCGGAGACUCAGAUCCUGACAGAUUGGCAGGACAAGAAGGGAGACCGGAGAUUUCUGAAGCUUGGGAAAGAACACGAACCCGGGACACCCGUCAAACAUAAACCCAAGAAGCCAAAGCUCGAAGGAAAGGGAAGUCACGCAUCGGGGCAAGGCCCAGGAAGACCCAAGUCCAGGAACCUACAGCCAAAGAUCCAGGAGUAUGAGUUCACGGAUGACCCCGUGGAUGUGCCCAGGAUUCCCAAAAAUGAUGCCCCAAAUAGAUUUUGGGCCUCGGUGGAACCGUAUUGUGCUGACAUAACUACAGAAGAGAUCAAAGUGCUGGAAGACCUUCUGAAGACUCCAGAGGAUGAGGCUGACUACUACAAAAUUCCUCCUCUGGGGAAGCAUUAUUCACAGCGCUGGGCCCAGGAGGAUCUGCAGGAGGAACAGAAAGAUGGAGCCAGAGCUUCCAUGGCAGCAGACAAGAAGAAAGGGGCCCUGGGGCCACUCACUGAAUUGGACUCCAAAGAUGUCGACUCCCUGAUGAAGAAAUCUGAAUCUCAACAUAGACCAGCCUGAGGACGGCUGCCCGUUCGGUCAUUUGACACAGCGCCUGUUGCAGGCUCUUGUGGAGGAAAAUAUAAUUUCGCCUAUUGAAGAUUCCCCAAUUCCUGAAAAGGAAUCGGGAAUGGAUGGAGCCAGUACCUCACCUCGAAGUCAAAUGAAACCUUUUAGUGCUCCACAUACCAAGUCUUUGGAGAUCCGGAUUAAAGAGGAGUUAAUAGCCCAGGGCCUGCUGGAGUCCGAGGAUCGGCCAGCUGAGGACUCAGAGGAUGAAGUGUUGGCCGAGUUGAGGAAGAGGCAGGCCGAGCUAAAGGCUCUCAGUGCCCACAACCGGGCCAAGAAAGUGGAGCUGUUGAGGUUAGCAAAGGAGGAAAUGAAUAAACAAGAGCUGAGACACAGGGUGCGCAUGGCCGACAAUGAAGUCAUGGACGCCUUCCGAAAAAUAAUGGCCGCCCGGCAGAAGAAAAGAACCCCAACCAAGAAGGAGAAGGACCAGGCUUGGAAAGCUCUGAAAGAAAGGGAGAGCAUCUUAAAACUGUUAGAUGGGUGA
Messenger RNA from Staurois parvus, 1288 nucleotides. The record is from the annotation of a GenBank genome assembly. Lineage: Eukaryota; Metazoa; Chordata; Amphibia; Anura; Ranidae.